AUGUUUGUCAACAUUCUCAUUGCUCUUGCUCUGGUCGUUGCUGCAAACGCACACAGUAUUACUGUAAGAGGUGUAUUCGAAUGCGAUGACGACAAAAGACUCCCGGUGUUUGUUAAACUGAUGGAACGUGACAGCUUUCACGACGAUCUUUUGAAGUGGAAACAAGUAAGGGUCUAUGAUGAUUUUGAAAUCAAAGGAACGGAAGAUGAAGCGUUUGGUUUCACUCCUUACCUUGAAAUUAUGCACACAUGCCGUGAGGUCCCAGAAACUAUUAUCGUCAACUUUGGAACUCGAGUGGGUGACGUAGAGAUUGAUCUCGGCAACGUAUAUUUGGAUGAUACAAAAAUCAAGGAAAAGAUGUUUAAUCAGUUUAUCCUCUAG
Messenger RNA from Necator americanus (New World hookworm), 381 nucleotides. RefSeq lists its product as uncharacterized. The record is from RefSeq and is a predicted model, not a curated record. The transcript is spliced from 3 exons. The coding region runs from base 1 to 381 and encodes 126 amino acids. Gene Ontology annotation, cellular component: cell surface. NCBI's taxonomy places the organism in Eukaryota, Metazoa, Nematoda, Chromadorea, Rhabditida, Ancylostomatidae.